Apis cerana (Asiatic honeybee) is the source of this 7319-nucleotide messenger RNA. RefSeq names its product ras guanine nucleotide exchange factor P. The record is from RefSeq and is a predicted model, not a curated record. Gene Ontology annotation, biological process: regulation of transcription by RNA polymerase II. Gene Ontology annotation, molecular function: RNA polymerase II cis-regulatory region sequence-specific DNA binding; DNA-binding transcription factor activity, RNA polymerase II-specific. NCBI's taxonomy places the organism in Eukaryota, Metazoa, Arthropoda, Insecta, Hymenoptera, Apidae.
AGUUGAUGCGAGGGUAAAGAAACAGGGAAAACGAGCGAGUGUGUUGACGACAAAAACAGAGAUCGAGUAACGUUGGGUCGCGGGAGGGGAGAAGAGAUAGAGAGAAGAGCCGAAAGCGAGAGGAGGAGAGAGCCAGGAGCAUGGUCUGUGGAGGGCUGCGUUCACCGGGCAGUUACUCCGGAACCGUUGCCUUGACGACACGCAUUCGCGCAUGCGCGUAUGCGAUGCCACGGGUGCACCACGAUCGCGUCACGAGCACCAGUUGCGUUCACCACCCUCUCACCUCCACCACUAUUACAAUCUUUCCACCACCUCUUCUACUGGCUUCUGAAACUACCACUAUCGGCACCAUUUACCCCAUUGCUGCCUUGGACCCGUUAUUGCUUGUCAUCGCUCUGCUCGCUCGUGUUUCUUUUUGUUAUCGUUAGUGCUAUUAUUAUUAUUAUUAUUAUUAUUAUUAUUACUAUUACUAUUAUUAUUAUUGCUAUUACCACCGUUACAGCACACCACGCUAUACCACAUCAUCACUACCGGUAAUACUCUACCGCGUUAGAUCAUUUUCGAUGUUCUUAUCGCUGCUUCCGGGUCUAUCAUUUUCUCCUUAUCAUUUGCAUCCACCUUGAUUGUUUCUUCUAGUUUCAUUCUCGAUCUAUUUUUAUAUUAUCGUUCUUCUGUUAAUUGUAGAGACUGCAAAAAGAGAUCACGAUAGAUCAUUAUUUCCAAUAUUAUUAGUAUUAUUAGUUAUAUCAGAUGUAUAUCGAUAUAAUUUCGUAUUCGUUGUAAUUUCGUCGAUGUGAUAAUCGAUAAUAAUUUUUAUUAUCAAUUUUUGACACGAACAGUUCGAAAGGGUAAUUACUACUCCAUCUCGAGAUUACCCCUAGGUUUCGGUGAUUGCAUAGUACCGACCUUCGAUUCUUCCGUUUUCUCCUUCCCUAACCUCACCACCACCACCACCACCACCAUCAUCACCACCUCCAUUACCUCCAACACUACCACCUCCACCUUCACCUCCAGCUUCAUCUCCACCUCCGUUUCCUCCUCCUGCUGCUCGUUUUCCCUCUCCUACGCUGUCGCAUUCUCCACCUCUUCCUCUUCCUUCUACGCGGUUCGCGUAUCGUUACUACGAGCGCCUGGUUGUCAUGCGUCGACGGUGCUUGUGAUAAGGCUCGACCGUAUCGGACUGUUCUCGUCGAUAAUUUGCGAUCGACCCGCAAAUGUUUCGUUCCCUGUAAUUCGCCUCGUCGUAUCAUGGUGAUUUUACGUAUAUUUUCUCGAGGAUAAUUCGCAAAUAAGUUUUCGAAUUGUUCGUGCACAAGUGCGGCGUAUAACACAAUAUACUCUUCGAGUGUUGUUCGAUUCGAUUUGCAACGUCGAUGCUCUAUUUAUCAUUUCGCGUCGAGCGGCCCGAUUAUUAUCCCCACGUUCUUGAAAUCUCGACGGACGCACGGAUGUCAUGCCGCCACGACGAUAACGGCAAGAAUUUGGAAGAGGAAACGUGGCUCGAGAAGGAGUAUCGAAAAGGGGGAAGAGAUAUCGCGGCCGAUCUCGAUAUGCGAUCGAUCGAUUCGAUCGUCGAUGUAUGGUGACCGUGACUCGUGAUCGCAACUGUGAACCGAAAAUUAUUGUGUCAUUAAAACGGACAAGUUGGUCGUCGAUAGGUCGAGCCAUCGAUAAGAAUAUUAGUUAGUCGACGGGUCGCAAGUGCGUUCAAUGUUUUGCCAUCGUCGCGAAACCUGCCGCUGUACCUUAGCGUUGGAAAGAACAGCGGCAGGUCGACGACGUUUUCGUUUCUCUCGGAAAGCAUGACGCCCGAUUACGUGUUGUAAAAUUGUGGAAACUCGGAUUUCAUCCAUGUUGUAAUUCUCGAUAAUCUCGAUCGAAACCGCGAUUGAUCGUUUAAAGAAAAAUAAUAAUAAACGAGUCUCGUAUCGCGUGAAAAAGAGAGAAAAAGAAAGAGAGAGAGAGAGAGAGAGAGAGAAGAUACGGUGAAUGCACGGUGAAAAAUUUUGACGAAGAAACGUCGCAAGAAUCUUCUUCGUUUUCUUUUUUUUUUUUUUUUUUAAGAAGAACAUUUCCCCCAAAAACAUGGAAUUUUUCGGACUCGCUCGAUACGAUUACUCCUUGCUUCUGGGACGCGCCACAUUUGCUCUCUACUUUCAAAUCAAAUAAUAGAAUUAAUAUUCCUCGAUUCGAGAGUCUCUCCCCUUUCACGAGUUUCAAAGAGGAUUAAAAAAAAGAAAAAGAAAAAGAAAAAGAAAAGAAGAUAUGACACCUUGGAGAUUUUGAGAUCAACGACGAGUUGUCUGCUCCCCUCGUCGAUCGAUGGCGCAAUAGAAACGAACAGUAUCGCGAAAAAUGAUCACUCGUUUCGUUUCUCGGAACGAUCGUUCGGCUGUUCGAUUCGAAGCGAGUCGCAACGAUCGCGUAUCCCAUUCAAUGUAGAGGAGGGUGAAGUUUUGGCCGGACAAGUUCGACGAUCCACAACUGGAUCCGGUGGAAUCCGGGAGAACGGAAUUCGAAAUUCGACUCAUAAUAAUUGCGGAGCAUGCUCGUCCGGAAGGAGGAAGGGGCAACUACACUGACAGAUAUUCCGGACGAUAUUCUGGAGAAAUCGUGGAAGAACGAUAAUUUGAUAGGCCGAGGUGGGGACAGGGCCACCGUUUCGCCGAUUCUUCGUUAUCGAAAUCGGUCGGGAGACGAGGGAAAAGGAAGAUUAAGAGGAUUUUCUGCUGGGAUCCCAGGCAAGACGAAAUUCGAUAGCGAGAGUGGAUAGUCGUCGUGGGCAGGGUCGAUAAGGAAGGAGGAAGGAGGAGCGAAACGGAUAUUUAAAGAUAAAAAAAAAGAAGAAAAAAAGUAGCGCGUUGGUGUCGUUGAAUCGUGAAAGGACGCGAGUCGAGGAGGACGCGAGUCAUUUUGAAAAUUGGAUGGUUCGAAGGGGAUUGUUGGACGUGGUGAGGCCAAUCUGGGAGCAGUUAGAGGCAAAGUCAGAGACGGAAUCGUGUUCGAGGUUGGGAGCGGGGAAGAUUUCGAAGUCGGUGCAAGAGUUGGAGUCGGUGUUGGAGCUAGAGUUAGAGCCGGAGAAGCAACGUUUCUACGAUUCUCCGCCACCACGGAUGGACGUGAGCGUGUGCUGUUUGCCCGCCAGUGCCGGCUCGGGGGCCCAGCACCCUCAUCCAGCGAGUUUGCCCUCCGGCGGACAGCCGACGAUCCAGCAACCCUAUCAGUAUGCCGAUCAGAUAGUGCCGGAUCGGGGUCAACCCGACGGAUUGCCGGUACUCGGUUGUACCGGCCAGGACAACUGGCAGCAGAUAUCCUCCGCUUCGAACGUGGUCGGCGCUGUUACCGCCGCAGCGACCGCCACCACCACCUACAUCGAUUACUCCUGGUUGCAGAUGCAGCAGACCUCGGACCUGGACACGUUGCUGUGUAGACAGGACCUCGACCGGCUGCAGAAACUCGACGAGGAUGACCCGGAGAAAGAGUCGAGGGAGUCCUCGGUCCAGAUGGAGGACUUUUUCGAGGUUGGGGGGCCGGUGUGCCGGCCGCAGGCGAGUUUCGUCUCGUCGAGGAGUCAACCCGCGGCCAACGACGACGACGUGUUCCUCAGGCCGCCGCUCUGGGAGGACAUUACCUCGAGCAUACAAAAGCUCGACCCGGAGAACGCGGACAUGCUGGGCUCCCAGUCUCACGUGAAAAUGGAGACCGACGACGUCGCCUCCCCCGUAUUGUCGCCCGUCGAGAUCAAAACCGAGCCGUUGCCUCCACCACCGACCUUGCACCUCCUCGAAGGCCCGGCCUCCAACUCGACCUACGCGAACGGCCCUCACUCGAACCCCUCGACCGGCCCUCAACAAGUCGUUCACCAUCGGCCACCACCGCCCCCCACCGCCGCCUUCAAGACGUUCCCCUCCGCCAAUAAUAAUAACAACAACAACAACAACAAUAACAACAACAAUAACAACAACAACAACAACAGCGGUGGUACAAAUGGCAAACACGACAACAACAAUAGCAACGGUAGCAGCGUCAACAAUAACGCCAGUAACAACAACAACAAUAGCAACAAUAGCGGCGGUAACGGCAACAGCAAUAACAAUAGCAACGACUCGACGACCGGCCACCACGGGGGUGGUAAUCAGAUCGGUGGUAGCGCGACGUCGCCUCUGUACGGCUCGAUGACUAGGUUAAUGUACAUUUCCCCGCUGACGCCGCCGAUUUCCGACCCCGGCUCGCCGAUAGGGGCGCCACCGAGGCGGACACCGCCUCCACCCUAUCCCCAGCCGUCCAUUAUGAAUCCUCCUCACAGGAUUCAACCUCCCGCCAUCACAACCAAAUUCAACAGGCGGAACAAUCCAGAGCUGGAGAAGAGGCGCGUUCAUCACUGUGAUUUCAUAGGUUGUACAAAGGUCUACACGAAGAGUUCACAUUUAAAGGCGCAUCAGCGGAUACACACAGGUGAAAAACCGUACCAGUGUCAGUGGCCAGAAUGCGAAUGGCGAUUCGCCAGAAGCGACGAAUUAACUCGUCACUAUCGAAAGCAUACUGGCGCGAAACCCUUCAAGUGUGCCGUGUGCGAGCGUUCCUUCGCCAGGAGCGAUCACCUCGCCCUUCACAUGAAACGGCAUCUUCCGAAGCAGCACGCCAAGUGACCGUACCGCUCCUCCGAGACUCCGUCUCCGUCUUCGUCUUCGUCGAGUGACUCCUCGAACGCGCGCCCUCCUGACCACGCCGAUCUCCUUCAGCCUUUUUCAACCGUACCAACAAGAAACUCACAAACUUCGUUCAUUUAUUGAUUAACAUUCGAGUAUUAAUUUCGAGAUCAUGCUUCAUUUAUUUUUUUUUAUUCUAUUGAAUUUCUCCGCACAGCGAAUUAUCGUUGAUGCCAACGGGGAAAAUGAUCAGAAGAUCGAUAGCGAGUUAUAUAAUAAAACGUAAUUCUCUAAUGACUUAAAUAUGUUCAUUAGAAAUAGCAGUGGCUGGACCACUACCACUUUUCUGCUCUAUAUCUCUUCUAUAUCUCGCCGUUUUGAAUAAAUAAAUAUAAAUGUAAAUUGCAUUCAGCGUUCGAAUCUUGAUUUCUUUUAAAUUUCAGGACUACGUUCGAAAAAAAUUUCGCAAAAUUUAACACGUAGACAUAUUUGUCAAUAUUUUUAGAAAUAUUUCCGUUUCGAUUUUAAUUCCGUUGCUUGAAAAACAACGCUUUUCCACGAUUCUGAUCGCGUUAAUUGUCGUAUAAAAAAAUUAAUAGAACGUGUUCAAUCGGCGAAAAAUUGUGACGAAAGCGUAAUCAUUUUGAGGAUAUACGAGUAGUUUUAAGGAAUUACCAUAUUGUCGACGAUAAACGUUAAAAUUCCUAUUUCACUUGCGCGAAGAAAACGAAGCGAAAAAGGCUAAAUCUUUUGCGAGUACGGAAGCUGGUACGCACAUAAUGGCAUCUAGGUAUUUUGUGCUAAGUUAACCAGAAUAGCGAGGGAUCCUGAUACAAGAGAACACGAGUGUCGAAAAAAAAAUUUACACACGAUCAUUCCCGUUAAUUUAUUUGUCUAUGUAUAUAAAUACAAUACGUCUGUAACAAGUGUUAAGAAACUAUUUGUUCGUGAUUUAUCUAUCGCAAUUUUCUGUCGCUCGUAUUCUUUUGCAUUUGAAUCCCCAUUGAAUCCCCGUUCCGCAACUAGAGGAGUUAGUCUAGAUUCUUUCGAACGAUCGUUAAAUGCAUAAACUAUCGAUGCGAUCUACGUGAAAAGAAUCGAUUUAUUAUAGUGAUGCCUUAUGUACAAAUUUAUUUAGGUACGUAACGUGUAUGUAUACGUAUACGUAUGUAUGUAUGUGUAUAAUUAUACACGGAUAUGCAUAUAUAUAAAUAUACGUACAAAUCGUGGAGAAAAUAUCACGCCGCGUCCUUUGUGGCUGAAAGAUCUAUGCACUUAUGUGUGUGUAUACGUGUAAAAAAAUGCGAUGCAUAUCCAAUACUUAUGUAGUUAGUGUAAUAUUAAUCUGUAUAGUAUGCGAUUUAAAUAUUCGAACCGAUAAUAUUCGCGUUCGCCGGUUUCCACGAUUUUAUCGAUUAUCUUGUUUAUUAUUCGCAAAAAUGGUGCGCGUAAUUACACGUAGAUACGAUAGAUGACAGAACGACUUACUUAUUAGUCGUUUCGGUUAAAAACGAGAGAAAAAAAAAAUGAAAAAAAAAAAAAAAAGAUUUUCGCGAAGCAAUCUUUCCUGUUACGUUUCGUCGCGUUUCUCUCUGUUCUCUCCGUGUCUCUAUUUUUCUUAUUUGACAUCUCGAUCAUUAAAUGCGAGAGAUUAAUAUUUUCGCUUCUUUCUCCAUAUCACAAAACCAAAAAUGUAAUGAUUAUUUCAUGAAAAUACCCGUUAUUCUAUUUGUUCGUUUUAUUAUCGUUUUUUAUCACAAGGAUAGUUAAAAACGAAUUUAAUUUAGUUUCAUUUUAAAAUGUUACGUUUCGAUUAUGUCUUUUAAUUAGAUUUUUGUUCAAUAAUCUUUUCGUCUUCUAAUAUUCGAAAGUAGACAAUCUAUGAACAUAAAAAUUUUACGAUGUUUAAUUCACAAACAUAUAUUACGAAUUCACGAAUCUAUGCUAUCAACAUCAACUGUGCUAUUAUUCUUUGAGAUAAAGAUUAAACCUGCUUCGCGAUUUUUUUAUUUAACCCGCAUUACCUCAUUUUUUCGGCACUUUUCUUCCAUGCCCGAUAUACAAUUACACAAUUCAUUCACUAGGCCAACAAUUUUAACACAGAUAUACCUCAUUUACCGAAAUAGAAAAAUUCAAAGCGGUUGUGACGAAAUUUUAUGCAUUCUCCUACACGAUUUCCUAGAAUUUUGUUUAUAAUGUUUGUAAAUCGCUGUAAUUUGUGUGUUGUGUAAUUUAAAUAUAUAUAUCACGAUAUAUGCGUAUUAUAUAUUCGCAAAUAAUGUGUUUGGUUUUCCUAUUUAGAAAUAAUCCACACAUAUUAAAUAGUAAAUGAUGAUAAACUUCGCAUUUAGUAUGUUACAAUUAAAAAAUAUAUCACGAAUGACUCGUAAAGUAACAGGCAUUGACGUAAAAAAUUGUUUUGCCAUUACAUAUUAAUCAUCGAUAUAAGUACCUACUUGCAAAAUAUACAUAAAUUCAUUUCUUCUAUUUGCAUGGAAUUUAUAAUUACAAUAUGAUGAUAUGUUUUUCUACAGAUAAUGAAUGAUGGGAGUUAGAAACAAUUUAACGAAACAUAAAACAUUUACAUUAAAUUUUACUGUAUAAUAAAUCUAAAUUUACGUAAAUGCACAUAUUACGUUAUAUGUAUCAUUGAAAAUAGUUAAAUAUUCC